Molecule: messenger RNA, 1300 nt
Organism: Salvia splendens (bonfire salvia)
Lineage: Eukaryota; Viridiplantae; Streptophyta; Magnoliopsida; Lamiales; Lamiaceae
Product: glucan endo-1,3-beta-glucosidase, acidic
Exons: 3
Coding region: 61-1164 (367 amino acids)
Biological process (GO): carbohydrate metabolic process
Molecular function (GO): hydrolase activity, hydrolyzing O-glycosyl compounds
Source: RefSeq, a predicted model, not a curated record
UAAAAGAACUUUUUUUUUCAGAAUGUAGUACUCUUCAUAGUCAACUCAUUUUCCUUUUCCAUGGCCACUUCACAAAAAGACUUCCUGUCUACUAUUUUGACGGUGGGGCUGCUCAUAACCAUCUCUCUUCACUCCACAGUUGCUAAGGUAGGUGUGGCCUACGGACGGCUAGGAUCUGAUCUUCCUUGUACGGAAGAUGUGAUAGCUCUAUACAAGAACAAUAGCAUCACAAAAAUGCGAAUCUACGACCCCCACCCGCCCACUCUGCAGGCUCUAGGUGGCACCAGCAUUGAGCUCAUGGUUGGAAUCCCGGAGGCUGAUCUCCCGGACCUAGCCCAAUGCCAGUGCCACGCAGACGACUGGGUCAAGGCUAACAUACUAAGCUAUCCAGACGUCAAAUUCCGAUACAUUGCCGUUGGAAACGAGGUCAGCCUCGAGUCAAGGUACGCACCUUUCGUCCUCCCGGCUAUGAAACACAUAUACAACUCUCUCAACGGACUCUGCGUCGGAAACAACAUCAUCGUCUCCACCUCCAUCAAAACCGACCUCCUCGGAAAAUCGACGCCUCCAAAGGACGGGGAGUUCAAACCGAACGUGACAUGGUUCAUCCGUCCCAUCGUCGAAUUCCUCAGCGACACGAGAGCCCCUCUCCUCGUGAACGUCUACCCUUACAUCGCGUACAUGAACGACAAGGAACACAUCCGCCUCCCCUUCGCACUCCUGCAGCCUAACAGCGGCGAGAAGCUCGGCGGCGUCCACUACGACAACCUUUUCUAUGCCAUACUCGACGCUGUGCUUUCGGCCAUGGAGAAAAUCCUUGCUUCGUCGUCGUCGUCGUCAUUGUCAGUGAGGUUGCAAUCGGGUUCAGUCAGCACGACGGUGUCGGAGACCGGGCAGCCUGCGCCUCCUAAGAAGAAGAAAGGAGGCGGGAGGAAACUAAGUGAUGAAGAUGAAGAUUUCCUGACCGUUGAGAAUGCGAGGAUUUAUAAUAAUAAUUUGAUGCGUAUUGUGAAGAAAGGGACGCCGAAAAGGCCCGGGAUUCCGAUUGAGACGUACAUAUUUGCUAUGUUUGAUGAGGAUCUGAAGCCCGGCCCGGAAUAUGAGAGGAAUUUUGGGAUCUUUUAUUCAAAUGGGAGACCCAAAUACCCGCUUCGUUUUUACUAGGUUGGUGAUUAUGCAAUAAUAAGUUGUAAUGGAAUAAGGAGCCUUUGGCGUAUAAUAGGUCGAUCUCUUGUGUGUGUGAGUGUGAAUUACUCCCUCCGUCCCCGAUUAAGAGUCACUCUUUUCAAUUUUGGUCCGU